AUGUCUCUGAGACGCACUCUGUUGCCUCAGACAAUCGAGGGACCGUGGGAGGUAGAAGGAGUUUUGGGCCUAAAAAGCGGUCCGGAGCAUGUUGAACUCGAGAGUACUAGCCGAGCAAUGGAAGGAAACAUGAAUAGUAUUGGAGGGUCUUCAACGGCUGAAGUUAAUAAAGCUGCUGUAGGAUCCCACUUUAUUCGUUUUGGUAACCUUGGUUCUAGUCACGGGCUAGAGCAAUUACGAACUUGUGUGCAGAGCCUGGCAGAGGCGAGUCUUCGUAAUGCUAGGCUUGAGGCGGAAACUCAACAGCUGCGGCAUGAAUUAAUCUUGCUAAAGCGGCGUAUGCAGUGCGAAUCAGUAGCCCUACAGGCGCAACACGACGCCAAAGCAGCCGAGGAGAGAGCAGCGUGGGAAAACGAAAAGCAAAAGCUCUUGUUUAAGAAUCAAGCCCUUCAGACAACUGUGGACCAAACCUUGGCACGAUACGAAGAAGAUGUGAAACUUUUGGGAAGAGCCAGGGGAUCCGUGCUACAGCAACAGCAGGUUGAACAACAGCAGCAACAACAACAGCUUCAACUACAGAUGCAGCAGGCGCUCCACUUCGAAAGAGAGCAUUGGUCUGCAAGGCUUCGAGCAGCAAAUGAUGAAUGGCGAAAAAAAUUGGAAGAUGAAAGAAGGGAGGCAGAGGCAAAACUUCUUCAGGCCCAACAGCUGAAAGGGCCUGCAUUUCGCGAGCUACAGUCACUGAUAUUGGAAUCAAGGCGGACUUCUGACGAGUUCAAACAUUUGCUACUCUCUCUCCAGCAGCACCAGCGAGGAGAUAGCAAACAGAGCGACGCUCAAUGUAAAGUAGGGGACCUGGAUGUCUCGGCCCACGAUGAACGGCUAGCAGCUAUGGGAGAUGCAGUAGCAGCGCUUCAGCAGCAGCAGCAAGCACUCCUACUAGUGGCGCAAGAAACAGCAGCGCUUCGUGAAGACACCGAGCAGCGUGCUCAGACCACUUCUACUAAGCUGGCCGAAGAAUCGCUAAAGCUACAGGAUCUCCAUCAGUCGCUGCUCGAAAGCAGACAAAAGCAGCAUCAGCUGGAGCAGCAGCAGCAAGAGCAGCUGCGGCAACAGCAACAGCUCCUUGAGGAGCAGCAGCAAGCAUUUGUUCACAAACAGCUGCAAGCUGAAGCUGAGGCAGCGACACGGCAAUUAGACCUCGAACAGGCAAAAGAACGCGAAAUAGAGAGAAGGGAAAAUCGUCUAGCAGGUGCAGCGUCGUUCCAAGAAAAGCAAGACCAAGCUCGCCGCGAAUAUUGGCGAACCGCUGAAUCUCAUUUACUUAAGCUUCAAAACGAGCUGCAGAAGGAAAGUUGUGUGUUCAGGCAAGAAUUGACAGAGACAGCACUUGCACUGGACGAAAAGCGGCGUGCACUCCGAUGGUGUUAUGAAGAAAUUGAAACACAACGAUAUGCCAUAGAGAGCCGAGCAGCUGCUGCCGCAGCGGAAGCAGAGACGGCUGCUGAAGAAGCUCGCAAUGCCAGGAUGCUUCAACAACAAGGCCUGCAGGCAAAGGAAGCUCUUCAGCAACUUCACCGUAAAACAAAAGAUGCCGAGAAACGAGAGGCGGAGCAGCAGGAGAUUAUCAAGAGCCUUGUCAAAGAAUUAGAGACCAGCAAACUGGAGUUGCUACGAAUGCAGCAGCAGUCUGGUCAGCUGUAUCUGUACCGCCGCAGAAAACCGCUUGGCCCAUGCGGCAGUCGUGAUUUCUCAGCAGGUACGUCCAGAGCUCAGCUUCCUUUUAUUCCUCACCAUAGACCCCCCUUUUCCUGCAGAAACAACAAAGAGCUAAUCUAUAUAAGCGUUGACAGGGGCGCCGCGCCUGCUGUAAGUAAGGAACUCGUUUUGCUGAAGGGCCACGCUCAGCCAACAAAGUGGCAUUAUAGGCUGUGUAAUCCCUAUGCUGAAGGUGUGGCGAAUGAGAGGAUUCAGCACGAGGUAGCUGGGUAUCAACUUGCUUUACCUGGCCACAAGCAAAUUAUCCCGCUGGAGCGGCAUCCUAGUUUAGCUAGACCCUCUAGUCUGCCAAAGCUUUUAUGUGUCUUAAGCACUGCGGCGUCGAGCUUGUUGCAGCUCGAAGGGUUUUCAUCAGACGAUAAACCCCAAGACUUCCCGCGCGGUGGUGCCAGCACCGCAAGGUGGUUUUCUGGACCAGCUGCCAGUAGUUGUUCCUUCGGCACUGCAUACUAA
Molecule: messenger RNA, 2232 nt
Organism: Cyclospora cayetanensis
Lineage: Eukaryota; Apicomplexa; Conoidasida; Eucoccidiorida; Eimeriidae
Product: trichohyalin-like
Exons: 12
Coding region: 1-2232 (743 amino acids)
Source: RefSeq, a predicted model, not a curated record